CUUUGGCUUCAUAACAAUCAGAGCUCAGUUUACUUGAGCUUUAUGGUUCACAGGUUUAAAAUCAAUUUGUCUGAUAGGUAAUUUGUUAACUGCGGAUUUUUGGUCUGGAGUAUUUUCUGGAUUCAUUUUCUUUUGCUUUUGUGUUUCUUUUCUUAGAGCUGGCUACCAUUUAUGAAAAAGUAUUUUUGUCUGUUUCACGGACAUUAUUAGUGAUAUUUUUGUCCCGAGUUAGUGCAUUGACGUGAUUUUUAUACAGCUGGAAACCAUGAAUUCCUUGGUUAUUAAUGCAGCAGGAGAGGGCAAUAGUGCAAGCUUUGACCUGAUCCAAAACCGCAUUGAAUCUUUGAGCAGCAAGAUGGACAAGCUCAUCCACAUUCAAGAGAAGGUCCUCAACCGAUUAGAUGGGAUGUCUCAGGAUAUUGACGUCAUUGAACAGGAUAUGGAGAAUUUGAAGGUUGACAAGGAGGAAAUCCAUCUCCCACCCAAGGUGAUGAACCAGACUCAGGUGAUGGGGCGAGAGGUGAGAGAGAUCUGUCAGGAGAUGAGCACCAUAAUGUCGGUGGUGAACCAGCGGUCUGAGCAGCAGGCUCUGAAGUUGGAGGGGAUGGAAAAACUGGUCCUCAGCAUGCAGCAAGUUAUCAGCUUCGUUGGGGAUAUGGUGAAAAGUUCGAAAGUAAUGGAAAUGAUGUUUAAAGGCCCGGCUGCUCGGAAGAGCUCCAAACACAAAGACAGUAAAGGAAAAAAAGCUAUUAAGAGGAAAUCAUCUGCAGAUGCAUUAAUUAAGAAGCUUGACAAGUUGAAAGAAAAAGAUGGGACAGACAAGGCCAGUUUAAGUCAGAGGAGUCUGAAAGCUCAAAAGAAGAUGAAGCCUCCGGAUGCAGCAGAUAUCUCCCUGAAGAAGCAGGCUCUCCUCCUCGAAGAGGUCCAGAAACUCAACAAAGAGAAUACAGAGAAGUUAGGCCACCAGCUCAUACCUCUGGAUCUUGAAGCUGGAGUGUCCCCCAAAGAUCAACAACCUGAUUCCCCUGCUUGCAACCUGGUGGACUACCUGCGUGAAGACACCCAAGUUGCUGUGGCUGAGAAGCACAAGGGUGAAGACUCAGAUAGUGAGCACAAAGUUGUUGACGAGGAGCCUGAGGACAAAACAACAGUACCAGAGAAGGAAACUAAGCCUGAUGUGGAGGAAUUAAAGCAACAGAAAGAAGAAGAAAAGCUCAAAGUUCCAGAGGAAACACAAGAAGAGAGUGUUUCUGCUGCAGAAGUCUCAGAAGCCCCUCUUUCCCUUGAAGAUGAAAAUGAAGGGAUUUCUCCCAGUGACAUCCACAAAGAUUCCACACCAGAGAUUGAGCUGGACCAGAUCAAUGUGAGCCAGGGGGACCUCGUAGUGGAGGAAAACACAAAGGGCCUUGUUGUGGAGAAUGAAGAGGAGAAAAAUGAUGAUGACAAGGAGGAUGAGGAGAACCUUGAUUCUGAAGGCUGGGCUGUUUUUAAGGCCGAUGGAGUUGAAUUCCAGUUGGACCUUAAAUAUAGGGUGGAGAGGGAAAGAAAGGAAAACAAUGUAGAAAAUGACACUGAAGAAACAAAUGAUGAUGAUGAUGUUGAGCGGUUCUAUAUCGACACCACACCCCCUCCAAUUGCUCCUUUUAACCACCGCAUCGUGUCAGCCAAGCCCAACCAGAUCAGGAACUUCUACACCAUCAACUGGCAGGAGGUCUUGGGUGGGGGUCGCUUUGGUCAGGUACACAAAUGUGUUGAGAACUCCUCGGGUCUCACUUUGGCAGCAAAAGUCAUCAAAGCCAGGAGUCAGAAAGAGAAGGAGGUGGUGAAGAAUGAGAUCCAGGUCAUGAAUAAUCUGGACCAUGCCAGCCUGAUCCAGCUCUAUGCAGCUUAUGAGUCAAGGAAUGACAUCAUCCUUGUACUUGAAUAUGUUGGUGGAGGGGAGCUGUUUGACAGGAUUAUUGAUGAAAACUACACUUUAAUGGAGCUGGAUGCUGUGGUGUUUAUCAGGCAGAUCUGUGAGGGCUUGCAGCACAUGCACAAAAUGUCCAUCCUGCAUCUUGACUUAAAGCCAGAAAACAUUCUGUGUGUGAACAGAGUCACCAACAAGAUAAAGAUCAUUGACUUUGGUCUUGCCAGAGUAUAUAAACCCAGAGAGAAACUGCGAGUAAAUUUUGGCACUCCAGAGUUUCUUGCUCCAGAGGUCAUCAAUUAUGACUUUGUGUCAUUUAACACAGACAUGUGGAGUCUUGGUGUCAUCACCUACAUGCUUCUGAGUGGUUUAUGCCCCUUCCUCGGUGAUGAUGAUAACCAAACUCUAAACAACAUCUUGGCCUGUCAGUGGAACUUUGAUGAACCUGAAUUUGUGGAUACCUCAGAAGAAGCCAAAGACUUUAUCAGAAGACUCCUCAUUUUAAAUAAAAGCUGGAGGAUGGGAGCAAGCGAAUCAUUAAGGCAUCCUUGGCUUGCUGACCCUGUUCUUCAUCACCGCCUCUAUACAAAGAAAACAAUGUGCAGAUCACGGCGAUCAUCGUGUGUUCCACCCACUGAUGGUUAAGAGCACCACAUUGAUGGGAUUUCUCCAGCUGUGGUUUCUUGGACCAACCCCUCUGUCAUGAAAAUCACCUAAAGUCCAGUCCAUGCACCUGAGACAUGGACUGAAAUUCUGGCCUUGUUAAACUUCUCUUGACAUGUAAUCCACCUUCUUGUCUUAAUAUGACAUAAUAAGCCAAGAAACCAGGUUUAGUUGAUCAGAAUUUAAUAUUAUAAUUGUGCAUCAUGCUGUAUUUAGCAAAACAUCUUUUUUUAAAGGAUGUAACAAUUAUGCCUAAAAAAAACAAACAAGGACUAAUUAAGACUAUAUUUGUUAAUUAAUUCAGUAAAAUUGCCAUUUAGGUUGUAUAAAUUUGUUAAUGUUCAGUAAGCCUAAUAUUUAAAUGGUCAGGACAAUGAUUUUGUGGUAAUUUGUACUGCAGUAGUUUGCUAGUUUCUAUCAUGUGGUAUUUGUUUAUUCAAAAAUGGUGCUAAAAGUAUGUGAGAAAGCUUUGACAGACAUAUACUUGAGACCGAUUGUGUGCGCCACCUUUGCACUGGGUGUUAAAAAAAAGCACAACUCUACUUUAUACUUUAUUUUUAAAACAUGAUUUCAAAUCAAAAACUCUUUUUUCUUUUGUUUCAUGCUAGUAGAGUUUUGUCUCUGUUGUAUGAAGGUUACAGAACAAUUCACAUUAUGUCAGUUCAUUUCUCUGCACAACAUUUUUUCCCUUCUCAGUUAUUAAUAUUCCUUUUGAGCUGUACAUAGGCUAUAGGCUAAUUUAAAUUAAGACAGGGCUGGGUACAUAAAACUACUGGAUGCGUACAGCGUGUGUGGACAGAAUAGAAUUUGUGUAGUUUGCACACUUUAUAAUCUUAUUUAUUUAAACACCAAUAACAAACCAACUAACUGUGAUGGACAGACUUAUGGCUGCUUUUUCAUGUCUGCUGCACCUGUUUAUAAAGAAAAUACAUUUUACCUGUAGAAACGCACUUCAGCAACACAGUUUAUGUCUUAUCAGAAAAGUAUGUUAUUGUAUUCGCUGCAUGACUUUCAUGUUUGAAGAGCCACUGAAGCUUAAACACAACCCACAUAGUUAAUAUUUUAUAGAUUUUUUUAAAAACUGCUCUGUAUGAUACUACUUGUGUCUUUUUGGCUGAAUAUGGAAAACUGUAGAUGCUUCUUCCGCAUAGCAAAGUUAUCUCUGAAAUGCCUUCUGUGAAGGCUCACUGAUUGAAUAUAUUGCAAUACCAACCUGUUGUUGCUAAAGUUAUUGGAGCUACAUUUACGUAGUCUAGUUUACCUUGAGGAUGAAUGUUAAGUCGAUUGUUGGGACAAUGAGUGCUAGGACAAUUGCCUUCACUGAGUGUUUAAAAUAAUCAGCAUGUGAAUUGUAAUUGUGAAGUGUGA
Molecule: messenger RNA, 3940 nt
Organism: Melanotaenia boesemani (Boeseman's rainbowfish)
Lineage: Eukaryota; Metazoa; Chordata; Actinopteri; Atheriniformes; Melanotaeniidae
Gene: mylk4a
Product: myosin light chain kinase family, member 4a
Exons: 14
Coding region: 266-2554 (762 amino acids)
Biological process (GO): intracellular signal transduction; positive regulation of apoptotic process; protein phosphorylation
Cellular component (GO): nucleus; cytoplasm
Molecular function (GO): protein serine/threonine kinase activity; ATP binding
Source: RefSeq, a predicted model, not a curated record